AUGCCCGACGAGGAGCCCUCCCUCAACAUCCCCUCCCUCCUCACCCUCGCCGUCGUCUCCUUCUUCGUCAUCCGGUGGUUCUUCAAGCGCGAUGGCGAAAGCGGCACACCCGGGUCGCGCAGUCGCGUCCGCGGGAAUGUCGUCGAUCCCGCACAAGUCGAGCAAAUAUCCCAGAUGUUCCCGCAGCUGAGCACGCGCGACAUCAUGUGGGAUCUGCAGCGGAAUAGCGGUAACGUGGCUGCGACGACGGAGAGGAUUCUCACUGGUCGCGGACUUGAUACGCCACCUCCAUCUUUCCAGCCUUUGGUCGCUAUCCCCCCGACUGGUGUCCCCGCUCAACCAGCGCCUGCGUCAAAGUCCGAUAGCCAAGAUCUCAUAUCGAGGUACAACCUUGCUGCGAAGAUUAUCGACAACAGUGAAGCCGAGUCCACCGCUAAGCCCGGUGGUUGGUCGCAGAGCAAGGAGGAGCGCCAGCGUCUGCUUCAGAAGCGAAGAGACGAUAUGAUUCUGGCGGCGCGCCGGAAAAUGAUGCAGAAAGAGCAGGGAAGUGCUUAA
Molecule: messenger RNA, 555 nt
Organism: Aspergillus calidoustus
Lineage: Eukaryota; Fungi; Ascomycota; Eurotiomycetes; Eurotiales; Aspergillaceae
Source: the annotation of a GenBank genome assembly